CACGCCUCCGCCGCUCACCGAUUGGUUACCCGAAAAACGUCAACAAGGCUGAAAGCGGAAGUUGUUAGCUGAUGGACACGGGGAGAAUGAACCUGGCUAAUGUCUGUCUUUGUGUUAUGAGAGAGACUUUUGCCACCGUUCAGUCUCGUAAUUAUACAGGCUCACUGAGGUGCAGACAUGGAAGUGCCCUGCUACUUGCCCAAACUGCUGUUUGAGCUCAACGAGCAACGUAAGCGGGACUUCUUCUGUGACUGCAGCAUCCUUGUCGAAGGCCGUGUCUUCAAAGCCCAUCGUAAUGUGUUGUUUGCUGGGAGCGGCUAUUUCCGGGCUCUUCUGGUUCACUAUCUGCAGGAUAGCGGACAGCGUUACAGCACAGCAUCAUUGGACAUUGUAACAGCCGAUGCCUUCUCUAUUAUCCUGGACUUCCUGUACUCUGGACGCCUGGCCCUAAACAGAAGCAAUGUGAUUGAGGUGAUGUCGGCAGCCAGCUACCUGCAGAUGACUGAUCUGGUAAACUUCUGUAAGGGAUACAUCCGUUCGUCUUUGGAAAUAUGCAACAAGGAGAAGGAAAGGAGCACAGAGAAGGAGAACCAGGCACAGGAUGGAGGGAUAGGUCCUGCAGACAGCGGCACUCCUGCUGCGACAAUCUCUAGUGGUGGAGCAGCUGUGGAGCCUCAUUCACUGGUUGCAGAGGCAGAUAGAGGAUCGGAUUUAGGUCCAGAGUCUGUGACCUCAGGGCAGGGCAGAACCCCUUUGUCUAUGCCGGUCGCCGCAACUCCUGGCACCAGCAGGGACGUGGACAGCGACUAUCAUUCCAGGGAGGAAUUUGGAUCAGGGAGUGAAGGACAGAAGGGGCACAUGGAUCAGUCUAAUCUCUCAUCCUCUUCAUCGUCUGCUUUGACCCCGGAGUUAGUGAACCCCAAGAUAGAGUACGAUCCCGAUGAGGAGCUUAUGGAAUCUCCUGACACCAAAGACCUGGCUUCAUAUACUGGGCCCUCUCUCCAUAACCCUCAUCAUAGCAGACUACUUCCCCCAAGUCCAUCUCCAUCCAACGAGCGCUGUCCUUUGGGAUACGGCCCUUCUUUUAAUGCUAGGCAGCUGAUGGAGAUAUUAGGUAGAGGUGAUGGCGCCAGUCCUCUGGGGGACAGAGUAGGGCAGCGCUUUAACCAAGGACUAGGUAGUAGCACAGGAGGAGGCAGAAUGGAUGAAGGUUUAGGAUUUGUGGGAUCAUCCAUCAUGGAGAUCCAGUCUGAUUGGCUUGGGGAGGACACAGGUGAUGGUUUGGUGGUGCCAGUGAAACUUCACAAGUGCCCAUUCUGUCCAUACACUGCCAAGCAGAAGGGAAUCAUGAAGAGACACAUCCGUUGCCACACAGGAGAGAGGCCCUUCCCUUGCCCCAUGUGUGGCAAGAGGUUCACAAGACAGGAGCAUCUUCGCAGCCAUGCCCUCAGCGUCCACAGGCACUACUGGCCAGUGUCAUGUAAGAGCUGCAGGCGAACCUUUACUGGAUCCAGUGUUUCACCAGGACUCAGGCGCUUCGGCAUUUGUGACAGUUGCAACUGUGUCACCACCACUCAUGAUGAUUCUGCCCCCGUUCACCAUGCCAGUCAACCAGAACCCAUGGAACGUUCCGAUGGUGGUACGGAUUGGUCAAGCUUUAUGGACGACGUAGAUGAGGUGGAGGUUGGCAGAGUGGAGGACUUAGUAGAGAAACAGAUGCUUGAAAGACAGCUGGCUGUCUGCACUGAUACUGGACCAGUCUGGACAAGAGACCCCUGCCCGAUUGAAUCUUUCGACCCAAAAAGUUGGGCAGAGCUAUUCCAAGCUUCUGGAGCCAGGUAUGUUGUAUUCACAGCCAAACACCAUGAUGGAUUCACAAACUGGCCUUCAGCACAAUCUCGGAACUGGAGCUCAGUGGAUGUAGGCCCACACAGAGACCUGGUGGGAGACAUGGCUUCAGCUGUCAGAAACAGGUCAAUGCACUUUGGUGUCGGCUACUCUCAGUUGGAAUGGUUCAACCCAGAUUACCUGUCAGACAAAGACUCUGGAUUCAAAUCUCAGAAAUUUGUUGAUGAAAAGGUUAUUCCACAGCUAAGGGACCUUGUUAUUCGGUAUAAACCUGAACUGAUCUGGGGUAAUGGUUACUGGGAGGCACCAGAUACCUACUGGAAAUCCAAGGAUUUUCUGGCCUGGCUCUACAAUUCCAGUCCAGUCAAGGAUGAGGUGGUUACCAAUGACGGGUGGGGUAAAGACACCAGUUGCAAACAUGGUGACUUCUACACCUGUAAAGUUGAUUACAUGCCUGAUAAACUUGUAAAUCACAAAUGGGAGAGAUGCCAGAGUAUUGACAAGAUUUCUUGGGGCUACCGGAAAGACAUGCAAGCAAGCGAGGUCAUGGACCUAUCAUCCAUCAUAAAUAACUUGGUGAGUGUGGUGGCGUUGGGAGGUAACUACUUGCUGACCAUUGGGCCAGAUGCAAAUGGCAAGAUUCAUCCGCUGUUUGAGGAAAGGCUGAAGGGACUUGGUGGCUGGUUGAAGACUAAUGGCGAGGCCAUCUAUGGUUCCAGACCUUGGAAGGUUCAGAAAGAGGACUGCAAAGGGAACUGCAAGGGGAAAUGCACUGUCUGGUACACUUCCAAGGAUGAUGCAGUUUAUGCCAUAAUUGUUGGCUCGACGUGCACCCGAUUGGAGCUCACAGAACCAAAAAGGACUAAGGACACAAAGGUUACACUUGUGGGCAAAUGUAUUGAAAUUAAACCGGAUGAUAAAUCAACUGACCUGAUAAUUCCUUUGCCUGAUAAUUCCAAUGCCUGGUGUCUGAAAUUGGAGGGAGUAGAGUAACAUCAGAAUAAUGUAACAAAAUCUAAAUGAAGUCGUUACACUGAGUUACAAUGAGGUCUUCUUUUUUGGGUCAAGGGUCUGUUAUACUUUACUUCCUAAGUGUGAUCAAGUAAUUAAUAUGAUUCAGGGUUCUCACCAGGAUUUUAUUUUAGAGUAAUGGGGUAAGGCGAGGGAGCGUAGCGACCGAGCGGGGGGAUGGGUCCCGACCCCCCUUCCUUGAUGCGAAAAUUUUGAAAAAUUGUGCCCAAAAUGGGCCAUAUUUGAGGUACCUGGAGGGAAUAAAUUGCAUUUUUUAUGUUGUAUAUACUUAGUGGAAAAUUGUUACAUCUUUGGAUCUUGGCAGUGUGUUACCUGCAAAGGGUGUUGUCAAAAGAUAUGUAAACUCAGACACAAACAAUAGAGAUAAUACACGUUUUCAAGCGUGAUGGAAAGCAUGUAUAACUGGUGCACUUACAUUUCUGACCAUGAAGAAAGAACGAAUGUCUCUUUUUUUGCGAGGGGGUCCGUCAUUCAUUGUUAUAAUUAUGACAUUCACCGAAGUCCAGCUCAAAGUCCAGCUCAAAAGAAAGCUAUCACUGGGAAUCGAGCGGGAGUUCAGUUGUCGUUUUUUUCCCUCUCUCUCUCUCGGGGAACUGAUUUCCAGGCAUCUGUCUCCUAGCAACCUAAAAUCAACAGCGCAGAGUACGCAUGUGUAGGUUCAUCAAACGUCGGCUACACCAUUGUAGGAAGACAGCACCAAGCAAACGUCAGCUGAUUUUGACACCUUGAAAACUGCUGAAGUGCGCAGGAAAAAAAAAAACUUUUGACGAUGGUGACGAAAACUGAAAACAGCCGUUACGCUAUAUUAAAAAUAACGUAACGGGGGGAAAUUGCCGUUGCGGUCUGAAAUUUUAGCGUAGCGGGCCGCAACCAUAUAAAGCGCUGGCGAGAAUUCUGUGAUUUAUUGUGCAAAAUGAUAUUAAGGCUGUCAAAGCUCAGAGUAACACUUAGAAAGCUCCACAAAUUAGGGUGAAAUGUCAUAUAUAAUCUAUAUCUUUUAAAAUUAAUAAUUUAAGCAUUGGUGGAUGGAUAUCUCUCCUUUUAAGAGUAGUCGUGUGUAUACAGGACAUUUGCUUGUGGGUGUUAUUGUGCUCUUGCUUGUUCACUUGAACCAUAUGACUAAAGCUGACAAAAAUGGAUCAUGUUUCUUCAACUUUUCACAUCACCUCAUUUAAAAAAAUAAAACGCAUUAAUGAAAACUCUGA
Larimichthys crocea (large yellow croaker) is the source of this 4085-nucleotide messenger RNA. It is a transcript of the gene zbtb8b, whose product is annotated as zinc finger and BTB domain containing 8B. Gene Ontology annotation, cellular component: lysosome. Bases 178 to 2841 code for a protein of 887 amino acids. Gene Ontology annotation, molecular function: protein binding; DNA-binding transcription factor activity, RNA polymerase II-specific; RNA polymerase II cis-regulatory region sequence-specific DNA binding. The record is from RefSeq and is a predicted model, not a curated record. NCBI's taxonomy places the organism in Eukaryota, Metazoa, Chordata, Actinopteri, Sciaenidae. Gene Ontology annotation, biological process: regulation of transcription by RNA polymerase II; fucose metabolic process; glycoside catabolic process. The transcript is spliced from 13 exons.